AUGUACGCCAAAAGCGUGAACGCGCAAAAUGGGGUCAGCGGCCCGAAGGACGAAAAUUAUCGAAAUGACGAGAACUGUGAAAAUAAUAAAAUGAACAUGAACAACUACAAAAACAUUAUGCACAAUCAGAAAAAAAAAAAACUUGAUCUGAUGGACAUGGAUUAUUUAGACAAGGCCGUUAAUUUUCGUAAGGCAGACAAGAAAGGCAACAACUGCGUAGCAGGGGAUGACCAGGCUGGAAGUGAAAAUGACGAAGAGGAGGAAGAGGACGAAGAUACUGAUGAGGAUGAUGAAGACUACCAAAUUGGCGACGACGAGGAAGACGAUAGUGAGGAUGAUGAACUGGAUGACGACUACGAAGAGGAAGAAUUCGAUGACGAAGUCAGGCAAAUCAACUUCAACUCAUACAACAAUUAUUAUUACGAGACAACCAACGCAGAGGAGGGAGAGAAUAAUUUGCACAUUGACCAUCAGGGAGCAAAUCAAAAUGAGGAUGCCCAAACAGAUAGGAAGAAUCAGCUGAUGUUUGAGCGCUACAAUAAGUUGUUGGCAAAUUACAGAUCCAAUAAGGAACAAAUGAGGGAGGAGCAUUCCAACGGAAAGGUCAUGUCAAAGGGGGAGGAAGACGAAGCGGAAGAGGGGGCCUCCUCCUGCUACAGCUGCAACAGUAACAACGAUACAACCGCGAGAGAAGGAACAAAAGGAAACGCAUGUGGACCGCGUGAAACAGUUAUCAAUGGAAAUGCCAAUGGAGCUAACCCCAAUAGUGAAUAUUACCUGACGGGAGACACGACCUACCUGAGGGAAGAAAGCGAUAACUUCAUCUCAGAUGUUCUCAACCGAAUAGACCAAAUAUACAACAAACAGUCUAGGUACACAAAUUUAAAAAAUGUGAACAACAGCAACAAUAGCAUCUGCAUAAAUGACUUGAACUUAAACCUCAUAAGUGAUUACUUAAAUGUAGACAUAUCCGUUUUUCACAAAAAAACCACCGUCCUUCUGUUGGGUAAUCCGCAGAGUGGAAAGAGCUCCUUCAUUAAUUGGUUUACGGAAAGUUACGUCCAGAAUACAAAUUCGAUAGGCAAGAAAAAUGAAAUUACCUACGUAGAUAUAAAAAAUAAAUUUAAGUUCAAUUUUAAGAGGCUAAAUAAUGCCAACUACCAGUUUGGCCUUGUAAACAGAUAUAGAAAUAGGGGAGGAUAUUAUGGCUCCUCCCACUACGGUAGGGAAAGAGACAUUAGACAAAUGAACAAUGAUCAUAUGGGUGAUUCCAACGAGGAUGAUCUUCUCCCCCCUCCUGGAAGUCCCGUACAUAACGUGGGUAAAGACAACCAAAGCAAGAAAAUAAUUCUGUCAGGAGAAAACUGUGAUUAUCUGUUCAUGCCAUUUCAAAAAUUACGAAAGAAGGCUCAUAAUGUUAAGAAGUACAUUUUUGGAAAAAUCUGCUACCAGAAUAAUCUAACCAAAUAUAUGAACAGAAUCAAUUCUGUAUCUUUUUUAGAUACCAGUGGGAUCAAUGAUAUAUGUGAUUUGGAAUACGAUGAAAUUAUCAUGAAUCUGUCCAAAUACGUAGAUGCAAUAUUCAUCUUUAUCGAUUCUAAUCAAUUUUCUAUAAACAAUAGGUUGCUCCGAAUUAUUAACUACCUGAUGGAUAAUCAGCUGAACAAAGUCACCAUCUGUCUCACCAGGAUUGAUAUGAUUCAAAGGGUUAACCUGUACAGAGUGGUUUUCUACCUCACACAAUAUUUUUUAAGAAGCUUGAAUUUGUUUAGGUAUGGCUUUGCCAACCCAAACGGGGCCUCUUCGCAUGUUGAUGAAUCACAAAUCGAGCCCUACGUGGGCCACCACACCGAAUGGAACGAACACGCCGAACUGCAAUGGCGAAGUAAAUCGGAUUGGCGGAAUCCACUGAGCAAAAAAGCUCACAUGAUAAACGAAUUCUUCAACCGAUCCAUUCGAUCCUUCCAGAACGUCCUACUCUUCCCCAAAAUGAUAACCAAAAUGAUUAGCCGCAGAACCACUCAACGGGGAUAUUUCCAUAUCGGCAUGGACAAUGUAGAGCAACGCUACGGAGAGGAACAGAAAACGUACAACCAAGGAGGACACAACUAUGGUGAAGGAGAUCACUACUUCGGUGAAGAAGAAGCCCAGCAGGAUGAUCACCAAUUAUCCUCUACGGAUUACCAGAGCGAUUUCCCAAGGAGGCACAGAGAAGGCGAACGCAUGCAGGAGAAAACUACCGGCGAAGAAGAGACUGGUGGGAUUUUCAAAAAAAUUUUGACCAAAAGUUACAAUUCCUUCAAGGAUAAAAUACUGAACUCCGGGAAUGUCUCCAAGGGGGGUAUCAGUCGAUUAAACUCGACACUAAAAGGAGAGAAAAAUUCGAUGGAGCAGUUCACUAGGAAGCGCACUGAUCCGCCAAAGUCAAACGAAAGGAAACUUAAAACACACCUGCACAAGCUGUUCGAAAAAAAAAUAAACUACGGGGACUGCCUGAAGAACAUGAGUAUAUUUUUUGUUGUCCUCAUGUACGAAGUAGUAACAACCAUCUAUAGCAUAAUCCAUACAAGCAUAAGCAACUACAUCAAGAGGACCAGCGGUGGGCGCGGACGAGCUACGAACGUUGAAAAACUCCACCAACUAGAUGAAGCGAACAAAUUAAAAUACACUCAUAUGAACGACAGAGGAAAGAACACGUAUAAAGUACUUGAAUUUUUAACCAUUUAUCUUCCAGAAAUUCCAAAUGACUUACUUAAAAGGGAAAAGUGGAAAUAUGAAAAGGGGAAAGUCGAAGUAGCUAAUCGAAAAUAUAAUAAUGAAAGAAGAAACAGAUUUAGCUGUAACAUUCAAUAUGAGCAUGAUGACUAUGGGGGGAGACUAAAGAACGAUUUGUGUAGUGAUGAGCCAGACGACCACAUGGGCAAUAGACAUGGCAAUACGGGGUAUUCUCAAAGGAGAAGUAUACCAGAGGAGUUUCUCCUUUUGGGCAAUGGAAGCGCUGGGGUGAGAAGAUACGGGGAUUACGUAAAAGGGAAUUACACCCGCGGGAGUUACAUACCCGGUGUGGAUAAUAAUGUCUCCCGCGAGUCCUUCCUCACGGAUAGCGAUUAUCAUGUCAAUGGGAGAAGCUCAGGCUACCUCCCCCCGGGAACACGCAAUGGUAUGUACAACCGUAUGCGCAAUGAAGACGUAAGGGAACUUAACAUGAUACACGAGCUCAUAUUCAAAAUCGACGAAACGAUAGACCUGAAGAGCAACCAAAGCAUCUACAUGCUCAAAAGAGACCUAGAAAAAAUACAAAGCACCUGUUUGAAAAGACUCUCCGACAACGAACAUGUUGUGAAGCAAAAUAGGUCCCUUCGAAUUCAAAACAUAAAGUUCUAUUUCUUCAAAUAUAUGGCCAUCUUUUUUGGUUUCAUCAUUUCUUUACUCAGAUAUGAUCUGCUCGUGUAUUUCAAUUUUAUCAAACCAGAAUUGCUCUUCAGCAUUUUUUCAAAAUAUUUCCUCUUCCUCUCUUCAUACAAUAAAAAUUCCCUCUUCAUUGCUGUGAAUAUUUUGUUGGUGGUUGCUUACCUAGGGCUGUACGUCAGGUACAAUCGGCGUAAUUACUUCAAGUCUCUAGGUAAGAGCGACCUGAACAAGCUCAAGAUAAUUAUGCUCUUCACGCAAAUCCUCUUCGAUGAGAUUAACCAACUACACUUGAGGCUCAUCGGUGGGCGCGAACGUGACGACCCCGCCCAACCCAGUGCACCCAGCGAGUCAAAUGGACCUAGCGACAGGGAAGACGUUGACUACGCAGAGUCAGACUGCUACGACGGAUUCGGUAACUACCACCCUUCUGGAUACUCCCACAGGUGA
Molecule: messenger RNA, 3858 nt
Organism: Plasmodium knowlesi strain H
Lineage: Eukaryota; Apicomplexa; Aconoidasida; Haemosporida; Plasmodiidae
Product: conserved Plasmodium protein, unknown function
Exons: 1
Coding region: 1-3858 (1285 amino acids)
Source: RefSeq, a predicted model, not a curated record